ACACACACACACGCACACACACACACACGCCGGGGAAGGAAAAGGAAAAAGGUGGCACUAGCCGAGGAGGAAGGAGCGUCGCCUGCUGCCGGAGCUGCAGGUUGUUCAGAUCGUUCAGGAGAUUCCAGGAUCUUUCAGGAUUGAUCUGAAGCAUCUGAAGCAUCGAGGAGGAUCUGAAGAGUCUGAGGAGGAUCUGAAGUGUCUGAGGAUUCGAGCUGUUCCUGUUUCUUCCUCCUGAAGCUGAGUUGUUAUGGCGUCCAAUGAGUCGCGGACGCAGCCGCCGCCCGCUCAGAAGGACGCGGCCGACCAGAACUUCGACUACAUGUUCAAGCUGCUGAUCAUCGGCAACAGCAGCGUGGGGAAAACCUCCUUCCUGUUCCGCUACGCCGACGACUCCUUCACCUCGGCCUUCGUCAGCACCGUGGGAAUCGACUUCAAGGUCAAGACCGUGUUCCGCAACGACAAGAGGAUCAAGCUCCAGAUCUGGGACACAGCGGGCCAGGAGCGUUACCGCACCAUCACCACAGCUUACUACCGAGGAGCCAUGGGCUUCCUGCUCAUGUAUGACAUCUCUAACCAGGACUCCUUCAACGCCGUGCAGGAUUGGGCGACACAGAUCAAAACCUACUCUUGGGACAAUGCUCAGGUGAUUCUUGUGGGUAACAAGUGUGACCUGGAGGACAACAGGCUGGUUCCCACAGAGGACAGCCAGCGACUAGCAGAGGACCUGGGCUUCCACUUCUUCGAGGCCAGCGCCAAGGACAACAUCAACGUGAAGCAGGUGUUCGAGCGGCUGGUGGACGUCAUCUGUGAGAAGAUGAACGAGAGCAUGGACGGAGAGGCCGGCCUCGUGUCCAACCACAAGAACCAGGGCCUCAAAGACUUGCCUUCAGACAGCAGUGGGGGCUGUGCCUGCUAAACACACACACAGACACACACAAACACACAGACACACACUGAUGCUCCUACGUGAAGAUCAACUCCUUCUCUGUGUCUUAACCAUGGAACGUGUCCCACCUCUUCCUGUCUCUUCUCUCUGCUUUGCCGCCCUCCCCCCCACAUCACAGCACAGACCAAAGGACAGUUGGCUUUUAAUCACACAAUCAAACAUCCGCACAACACACACUCACUCAAUCACUCGAGUAUAAGGAAUCAUACUUGAGUUGGAGCUAUAGUGAAAGUAACCAAAAAACCACUUUGUCACAGUAACUAGAGUAAAUGUAACUUGUAACUUCCUACCCUGGAACGUCUGGUACUCUCCAGCUCUCUGGACGUCUUUGUCUUCUAAGUGUUCGGCUCCGAUUUCUCAUCCUGACAUAUUUGUUUUCUUUUUGUAUUUUGAGUCCGUUGCAUCAUCAUCACCCCCCCCCCCCCCUCUCUGGGAACUCUUCCUAACUUUCUGUAGACUUUCCACGAGGCGACCCAGAGUGAGAAAGUCCUCAUAACUCUGGAACUUCCCACAUUUACUCUGACAGCAGCUGAGGUCUCAACCUUAGGUUCUUAAAAAACAUAUUUUACUUUUUAGGAAAAACUCUUUUCCACCUUCUUGUUAAACGUUCUUAUCUUUUCUUAACACAAAGACUUUUUCAGAUAAACAAUUGAGACAUAACUUAAAGAUUGUACCCUCGCCCUAACUUUGGAAAGACCCACGCUAACAGUUUACACCUGUCUCCAGUCUUUGUGCUAAGCUAAGCUAACCGACCGCUCACUCUUCCUGUUUGACUCUUUGCAAGAAAGCGAAUAAUCCCCUAAAUGUUGAAUCACGUCAUAUAAAAAGAAAUCAGAUUCUGUUAAAUGUAAAAGAUACAAUCGUGUUUCCUGCUCUGCAAAAACAAAACAUCCUGACUCAAAUGAAAGUGAAGUAUGUAAAUUCAUGUCGCCUCUUCCUCCGCUAUAGAUAAUUCCUGUGGUGUGAGAUUCUGAGUAUUUAUCUCCUGGUCGGUCAUUUUAAAGAUGGUAGAUGGAGCUCCUGGUGAUAAAGGAGCUCGACAGGAAGUCAUCAUGAAGCUUAUCGAAGCUUUUAGAAUCUCUCUUCUCACGCAGGGACACCGACUCAGCCGCUGGGGGGUUUACUGGUGAACGCUUGUGUGAGGAAGUCGUUUAAUUCUGACGGCACAGGAGGUAUCGGUGGCGUGGGGUGAGUGGCACGUCCUCGCCUUGUGCCACUUUGUCUUGCACACACACACACACACAAACACACACACACACAAACUUCCCCUUGCUGCUGCUGCACGAGAAAACAGUUGACAUGGCAAACACACACAAUGCUCAAUCACUUGAGUAUUCACAAAUUAUUCCAUUUUUAUUAUUGUCUUUAUAUCAAAUUACUGGUAAAUCAAUCAUCUUUUCAUUAAAGUGACCAAAAUAAGGUUUAAUAUGUGCAUUCCCCAGUGAUUCACACUUUGUUUAAAACCUGGCUCCAGAUUCAUGCAAUUGAAAUUUGAAUCGCAACACAAAUCAGGAAAGAUAGAAAAACCUACAAACCUGCUUUUAAUUCUGAACACGGUUUGGAGCAGUUUGACCAUCGCCGGCCACAUUGCUGACCAGUAACUGUCAGUUGGUAUCAACCACAGCCUCUCGCUGUGAUAGCAGCCUCACGUGGCCGUGCCAGAGCCCCCCCCCUGCUAUUGACUUUGCCUGUGGUCCUGUGUCUGUCCCGUCUGUGUGUGUGCUGCAGAGGACUUUAUAGAUUUAACAGAUCUCAGAAAGCUGCUUCCAUCGUCUCCUCUGCACCGAGGUGGAGAUGCGUCCACCGGCUGACACUACAUCUCUGCAGAAGCACUGUGCUGUUAUAUGUGCACCAAUGGAAUCAGAUGGUGAACAGUGUCUGGGACAGUUUCACAUCAAACAUAUUGAAUGUGCUGAAGCUGCACCACUGGACUCAUGUCUGGAACACGACCCUGCUGUUGUACAGACAGGUCUGUAGCAUCCGAGCUGCUCAGUGUGUUUCCUUCUGUUUUGCUUCCUCCCUGAAGUUUGUGGUAUUUUCAUGUGAGUGGUAACUUUCAUAACGACGGGAGAUGAGAUCUUUGAUUCCUGUAUCUGUGAGUUCUGAAGGUGUCAGAUGGAAGCCUUGUGAAAAAUAAACAAAAUGAAAUGGAACAUGUGUAAAUGUGUGUAUGAAAAUCAAGAGUACAUUCACUACAAAAGGGAGAGGACCUGUUUUCA
Messenger RNA from Platichthys flesus (European flounder), 3168 nucleotides. RefSeq names its product RAB3D, member RAS oncogene family, b (gene rab3db). NCBI's taxonomy places the organism in Eukaryota, Metazoa, Chordata, Actinopteri, Pleuronectiformes, Pleuronectidae. Gene Ontology annotation, molecular function: GTPase activity; GTP binding. The coding region runs from base 251 to 919 and encodes 222 amino acids. The transcript has 5 exons. Gene Ontology annotation, biological process: regulation of exocytosis; protein secretion; protein localization to plasma membrane. The record is from RefSeq and is a predicted model, not a curated record. Gene Ontology annotation, cellular component: endosome; plasma membrane; synaptic vesicle.